AUGUCUAAAGCUUAUGUGUACAACAAAUAUUUGGAAAUUGUAGCUUCACUCGAUAAAACUUCUAUUGGUAUAAGUAGUUGGUACGAUCUCUGGAAAUAUUUUUGUCUAUAUGUCGUUACACAGAAGCAGAAAACAGAUCUUUGCGCAACUUGUCAGAAAAACGUGACAACGUUGGGCCGAAUGGGUGAUUUAAAUGAAAGUGAAAAGUUAAAGCUUGUAGAAAAGUCGAAACAGCACCUCGAUUUAGUACAAAUUGAACGAAAAUAUUAUAACAAUGUAAUCAAAGGUGCAACUGAUUCAUUGACGGAUUCUGCUCUUACACUUGGACCUCAUGAACCAUGUUCUUAUGAUGGCGUCAUGCAUUACUCUUUCGAUUUUGCCCAACGGGUACAUUUACCGCACAACUCCCAACAAAUCGGGCCACUGUAUUUCUUGACAGGAUUUAAAGUCAGUUUAUUUGGUGUUGCUGCAGAGCCAUUGAAAAAGUUCGUUUUGUACGUAAUUCCUGAACCCUGUGCUACUUGGACUCCCUUCCCUAAUAAUAAUAAUUUAUGCUAG
This is a messenger RNA of Parnassius apollo (apollo), 558 nucleotides long. The record is from the annotation of a GenBank genome assembly. NCBI's taxonomy places the organism in Eukaryota, Metazoa, Arthropoda, Insecta, Lepidoptera, Papilionidae.